AUGGGGUACCUGUUCCAGAUCUUUCCCGAUGACAUCGACUACAAACUUCGCCUACUGCUCGAUAUCUUCACCUUACUGGGAAUCAUCCGGGUGGCAAUUUGGCUGAUCACCAUUCUACUGGCUGUAAUCAUCGGUCUGCGAGUUCAUGUCAUUUCGCGCUACUUUCCGGUCAAUUUGCGCAGCAAAUACGGACCCUGGGCCCUGGUGACGGGCGCCACUGACGGCGUUGGUCUGGAGUAUUGUCGCGAGUUUGCCGCCAAGGGUCUCAACUUGAUCAUCCUCGGUCGGUCGCAGGAGAAACUCGAUAGAGUGAAAGAAGAGCUGAGCAAUGGACAUGCUGACAUUGAAGUGGUGACAGUGCAAGUUGAUCUAAACAGUGACGAUGAGCAACUGUACCAUCGAAUCGAAGGACAAAUCAGACCGGGGGAACGUGAUAUUGGAGUGGUGGUGAACAAUGCCGGGGUUAUGUAUGACUCGCCGAACAAGUUUCUCGAUCAGCAGGAGAGCAGCAUCUGGCAACAGGUCUUUGUUGAGUGGUUUUCUGAGUCACUGAACAUCGAGUACGCUCAGGAUGGCAUUGAUGUACAAACGCUCAUUCCCAAUUACAUUGCCACCAAGAUGACCAAGUGGUCUGACUUGCUGCAGAAGCCUUCCCUCUCCUACCCAAGUGCUGCUGCAUUUACUCACAACGCAGUGGCCACUAUUG
Molecule: messenger RNA, 706 nt
Organism: Rhagoletis zephyria (snowberry fruit fly)
Lineage: Eukaryota; Metazoa; Arthropoda; Insecta; Diptera; Tephritidae
Source: RefSeq, a predicted model, not a curated record